Messenger RNA from Tachyglossus aculeatus (Australian echidna), 1576 nucleotides. It is a transcript of the gene PGRMC2, whose product is annotated as progesterone receptor membrane component 2. Bases 1 to 639 code for a protein of 212 amino acids. Lineage: Eukaryota; Metazoa; Chordata; Mammalia; Monotremata; Tachyglossidae. Gene Ontology annotation, cellular component: endomembrane system; membrane. The transcript is spliced from 3 exons. The record is from RefSeq and is a predicted model, not a curated record.
AUGGCGGCGGCGACGGAGGAAGAAGGCGGCGCUGCUGAGGGGGGCGGCGGCGGCGGGGGCGGCGGGGGCGUCGCGGGGCUGUGGGUCCCGGUGGCGCUGCUGGCGGUGGCGGUGGCGGUGGGGGCCUACCGGCUGUGGGGGCGCCCGGCCGGGGCGGGGGCCGGGAUGUCCUCCUCCUCCUCGUCGUCGUCGUCGUCGUCGUCGUCGUCGUCCCCGUCCGCCUCCGACGACGCCGCCGCCGCCGCCGCCCUGCCCCGCAUGAAGCGGCGCGACUUCACGCUGGACCAGCUGCGGCAGUUCGACGGGCGCGGGGGGCCGCGCCUCCUGCUGGCCGUCCACGGAAAGGUCUUCGACGUCUCCAAGGGCAACAAGUUCUACGGGCCCGCGGGCCCCUACGGCAUCUUCGCCGGGCGCGACGCAUCGCGGGGCCUGGCGACGUUCUGCCUGGACAAGGAGGCCCUCAGGGACGAGUACGACGACUUGUCCGACCUCAAUCCCGUGCAGAUGGAGAGCGUCCGCGAGUGGGAGAUGCAGUUCAAAGAGAAGUACGACUACGUGGGCCGGCUCCUGAAGCCCGGGGAGGAGCCCUCCGAGUACACGGACGAGGAGGACACCAAGGAUCACAGCAAACAGGAGUGAACUCUGUCCGCAACCAAAGCCCGGGCCCUCCGGGGUCUCCCCCUCCCCGCGGCAGCCACAAAUCGGCGGGGGGAUCCCCACCCCCCCAGCGAGAGGCCGGGCCGAGGGGCGACUCCUCGGAGGAACUGGGGGGCCCCGGGGUUCUGACCCUUUUUUCUUUUUCUUCUUUGGUGUAAAAAAAAACAAUCCCCCCCCCCCCCCCCACGCCCCCGAAAACGAAACAAACAAAAACACCCCAACGCAUUUAAACGAGCCACCGAAGCUAGCGGUGUUACCUUUAGUCUGUGCUGCACCCUCCGAUUGUGGGGGGGCAUCUUUCCCCCCCGAUAUUCCAAAGCGGGCCGGCGGAGACACCCCCUCCCCCGGCCGGUGGGCGCGGGCGAAGCCCCCCGAGAGGAGAUGUUGCGUUCCCAGAGCCCUCUGCUUCCGGUGUCCCCUCCGCCCCUCCCCAACGUCCAAUCGGUAUUAAUCGUGCCUUAUUUCACCUAUGUAGACUUGAAUUGUUUUAAGGCAAAGGCCCCCCGCUUCCCCGUCCCCCACCCUCCCCUCCCUCCCCCCAAGUCACUACAAGCAGCCCGGGAGUGACGGGAGCGCGUCAUCCCCUCGGCAGGCCCGGAGGCCUGCCCGGGCGUGGCGGCCAAGGGAGGGGACUGCCUCAGUGUUACUGCCGUAUCUGUCGAUACACAAGGACUUCACCCGCCUCGGAACGGCCAAAAGCAAUCUCGCCCCACCCCCCCCCCCGCCGCUCCCUUUACGUGAGUUUUCGUGUCGGUUUUUUUUUUUUUGUUGUUGCCGUUGUGUUGUUUUUUUUUUCUAAAUAAUCAAAAACAAAAAAAGAACCUGUCAUCCAAAGCCGCCGCCUCGCUUUGGGGUCUGUGACCCCCUCCUCCCCUCCCCACCCCAACCUUCACAUCUCCUGGAAUGGAAUCGAGCUGGG